This is a messenger RNA of Hemisphaericaspora subhashii, 1857 nucleotides long. RefSeq names its product phosphatidylinositol-3-phosphatase (gene SAC1). Gene Ontology annotation, molecular function: phosphatidylinositol-4-phosphate phosphatase activity. The record is from RefSeq and is a predicted model, not a curated record. The transcript has a single exon. Gene Ontology annotation, biological process: phosphatidylinositol dephosphorylation. Gene Ontology annotation, cellular component: endoplasmic reticulum. NCBI's taxonomy places the organism in Eukaryota, Fungi, Ascomycota, Pichiomycetes, Serinales, Debaryomycetaceae. Bases 1 to 1857 code for a protein of 618 amino acids.
AUGGUAUUACAACAUGCAACCACUCAAAGAGGUGGUCAUGUCUUUUAUAAUGACUUAACAAGACAAUAUCUCUUAAUUCAAUCAGAUGGAUCAUUAACAAUAUCAGAAUCAAUUGGUUCCCCAUAUGAUUCAGUUAUAAAUGAUUAUGGUAGAAUUAUAUCUUGUCUUAUUGGAGUAAUUAAAUUAAAAUUCCAUACAUAUGUCAUUAUAGCUGAUAAACAUGAAAUUACUGGGGAUAUUAUGGGUCAUGAAAUUGCUCAAGUAUUAUCUCAUAAAAUAUUACCAUUGGGAAGUCAUUCAACAACUAAUGAUAUUGAAGAAUUGGCAUAUUUGAAAUUAUUAGAACAACAUUUAAAUAAUGCAACGUUGUAUUUCUCAGUUGAUCAUAAAUAUGAUUUAACCAAUUCAUUACAACGUCAAUUCACAGUGGCUGAUUUAAAGAUUGAUGAUAGAUUUUGGUGGAAUAAAUAUUUAUGUGAAUCAAUCAUGAUAAAUGGAGAAUUGAAUUCAUUUAUAACUCCAUUGAUAUAUGGAUAUUUUAAAUCUCAUUCUGCUAUUUUUGGUGGGGGAUUAAAUCAAACAUUAGAUUUCGCUUUAUUAACUCGUCGUGCCACUAAAAGAGCCGGUACCAGGUAUUUUAGAAGAGGAAUUGAUGAUGAAGGUAAUGUUGCUAAUUUCAAUGAAACUGAACAAUUCUUCACUAGUAAUGAGGGGCACAUUUAUUCACUCUUACAGACUAGAGGAUCUGUGCCUGUUUAUUGGAGUGAAAUUAAUAAUUUACAAUAUAAACCUCAUUUAGCAGUAUCUACUCAAUCUUCAUUAGAUACAACUGCAGCACAUUUUAAUGAACAAGUUCAAUUAUAUGGUGAUAAUUAUUUAGUCAAUUUAGUUAAUCAAAAGGGGUAUGAAUUACCCGUUAAGCAAGCUUAUGAAACUGCUGUUGAUAAUUUGCCUGAAUCAUUAAAAUCUCAUGUAAAUUAUAUUUAUUUUGAUUUCCAUCAUGAAUGUAAAGGAAUGAGAUAUGAUCGAAUUAAUUUAUUAUUAGAUCGAUUAAUUCAAUUAGGGUAUACCAGUGAUAAUUAUUUUUGUUAUGAUUUAACACAACAUAAAAUCAUUUCCACCCAAUCAAAAAUCAUAAGAACAAAUUGUAUGGAUUGUUUAGAUAGAACCAAUGUUGUUCAAUCAACAAUUGGUCGGUGGGUAUUACAAAACCAAUUCAUUAAAACUGGAUAUAUUACAAAAGAAUUAUUACAUCAACCAUUUGAAAAACAAGAUCCGAAAUUUAAUUUAUUUUUCCAGAAUUUUUGGGCUGAUAAUGCUGAUGCGGUAUCUUGUGCUUAUUCAGGCACGGGUGCUUUAAAGACUGAUUUUACAAGAUUGGGGAAAAGAACCUAUAGGGGGAAUUUAAGUGAUUUAUCAAAUUCAAUUACUCGUUAUUUUAAAAAUAAUUUCCGGGAUGGUAGUAGACAAGAUUCUUAUGAUUUAUUUUUGGGCAAAUAUAGACCAUUUCAAGAAGGAGUUGAAUCUCCUUUUAUUGAUAGACGUCCAGCUUAUAUUCAAUUAUUACCAUAUUUAGUAGGAACAUCAUUCUUGGCAUUAUUGGCAGUUGUGGUUUAUCCAAGUGGAUCUAUAUUUGAUAUUAGAAAUUUAGUGAUUAUUACUGGAUGUUUGUUAUUUGGGGUUAGAGGAUUAUUAUAUAUGAUUAAAGAUGGUUAUCAAUUUGUUGAUUGGCCAAGAUUGGCUCAGUUGGAUUUCUUAAAGAAACAACAAGUUUAUGAUAGUACUGGUACCAAAGUUGUUGGUAUUAAAUAUAGAAUUUCGGAUAAAUUUGAAACUAUUAGUAAGAAGAAAUAUUAG